Molecule: messenger RNA, 629 nt
Organism: Leucoraja erinaceus (little skate)
Lineage: Eukaryota; Metazoa; Chordata; Chondrichthyes; Rajiformes; Rajidae
Gene: ier3ip1
Product: immediate early response 3 interacting protein 1
Exons: 3
Coding region: 108-356 (82 amino acids)
Biological process (GO): endoplasmic reticulum to Golgi vesicle-mediated transport
Cellular component (GO): COPII-coated ER to Golgi transport vesicle; Golgi membrane; endoplasmic reticulum membrane
Source: RefSeq, a predicted model, not a curated record
AAUAACGCUGGUCGCCGGCCGGUUGCGCCUGUAUUUUGACUUGGCCUUGGUGUAGCAGCGCUUUGUGGCUGUUUCGCCGUCGCCGUGCCGUCGCCGUAGCCGUCGCCAUGGCGUUCACCCUGUACUCGCUGCUGCAGGCCGCGCUGCUGUGCGUCAACGCCGUCGCCGUGUUACACGAGGAGCGCUUCCUCAACAAGAUUGGCUGGGGGGCAGACCAGAGUGUCGGUGGUUUUGGAGAAGAACCAGGCAUUAAAUCACAGCUCGUAAACCUGAUCCGAUCUGUACGCAUGGUCAUGAGAUUGCCAUUAAUAGUAGUGAAUUCUGUAACAAUCGUACUCUUGCUACUUUUCGGAUGAAGAAUUGAAAAGGCAUCAACACUAGUCUUCAGUGAUGAGAUGAAACAAAGUUUUCUACAGGAGUGGAGAGUUGUAACACUUCCUGAUGUUUGACUCCAUAUUCUCAAAGAUUCCAUCAAAUAUAUGCAAGCAAACUCAUUUCAUUAUUUACUGCAUUGUUUUAUAGACCACAAAAAAAUAAAGAGAUCAGUGACAAAAUGAUGUGUCGAUAUCCUAUGCAAGCUGAACUAUGGAUCUUUACAAAUUGUUUGAAAUUAAAUGCAUUUUCAGUUC